GGUUUAGACGAUAUAACCCAAUCCGACACCCGAAUCUCAUAGUCCCUUCUCCGUCAAAACCCUAAUUUCUCAUCCCCUCGAACUUUGAUUACAAUGGCGAAAUCAAUGAGAUGCAAGAGGGUGAAGAGAUUGAGAGCUAUUAGAAGAGAAAUAGUGGAGAAGGAAGCAUUCACUCUAACGAGAGACGACGCCAAAUCCGCCGCCAUCGAAGCCGCACUCGCCGCCCCCAAAUUACCUGUUCGUCAGCCACCACCUUCUCCGUUCAUGGAAGUUGCGACCCCCACUCCCGAGUCUACCUCUGCCUCCGUUCAUGAUAUGGAAAUGGAUGAUGAGAAGCGUAAUAAGUCUCUUAAACCCAUCGGGAGGAAGUUGAAGAAGAAGUUUAAGAUGGGCAUGAAGAAUCGUCGCAGCAAGGGUUUCCUUCGAGGCAAGCGUGUCUAAGUUCCCAACUUUUGUUUUGUUUUGUUUUCACUUCUAGUUCUGUUUCACCUCUCAUAACUAUAUGUUCCCUGAAUAUUUCUUAAUUGUCUUAGAAAUUGUCUUGUUUUGCACUUUUAUUUUUAGCCACUUUAAAGUAUUAUAGACCUAAAAAGACAUGUUUUGAAACUAAA
Brassica napus (rape) is the source of this 611-nucleotide messenger RNA. RefSeq lists its product as uncharacterized. The transcript is spliced from 2 exons. NCBI's taxonomy places the organism in Eukaryota, Viridiplantae, Streptophyta, Magnoliopsida, Brassicales, Brassicaceae. Bases 94 to 441 code for a protein of 115 amino acids. The record is from RefSeq and is a predicted model, not a curated record.